AUGGACAACAUCGACGAGGGAUAUGACCGGCUCGUUGAACACCUUCACGACUGCACGAAGAAGGCUGAGUGUUUUAAAGCCACCAAGAGACGCCUGUCUCUUGGAACUCUUAAGCUGAUACGCCGGCGUGUAGCAGCACGAGCCGCAGGGAACGAAGAACUCACGUUCGAGCUCGCAAGGCUUUGCAGAGAGGCGACAAGGGAGGUUCUUAAAGAGAGAAAAGCAGAAGUGCUGGCUGAAGCUGCAGAAGCGGGGAAAAGCAUCCGCUAUGCCCGUCGAGACUUCGCCAUUCGCAAGAUGAGGAUGACUGCUCUCCGGAAUCCGAAAGAAAAAACCAUUGCAUCGAGAAGGGAAAUAGAGAAAAUCAUCUACGACUUCUACUCUGAUCUCUUCGACAGCCAUGUCCACUUCCCUCCUCACCAUCUGAGGGAAGACGGACGGCUUCAACACGAAUGUGGCAAUGAACAUUUUUUGAACUGCUCACUCAAUGAACAAUUUUUUCGAACUACUCAUGACUCGAUCCGGACUUCUGCGGAUGGGAAGAUGUGGUUCAACGCCAGCUUUCACUCUCGCUUAUGCUUGAUUAUGAAACUAUAA
Molecule: messenger RNA, 597 nt
Organism: Necator americanus (New World hookworm)
Lineage: Eukaryota; Metazoa; Nematoda; Chromadorea; Rhabditida; Ancylostomatidae
Exons: 1
Coding region: 1-597 (198 amino acids)
Source: RefSeq, a predicted model, not a curated record